AUGAGUCCAUCAGCAAAGAAGAGGCCCCGGAAUAGUGUGGGUUCCAAGAUGCAAGAUGAGGAACCACACAAGAUACAGCAGCCUGUCAGCAAAUUAUUUAAGUGGAACCGACUUAAAAUGGUGUUAAAAAACUUGUCGCUCUUGAGGCUACUCAAGAACUCAAACCCCCGGAUCCAAGAACUGCAUAACCUGGCCAAAAGGUGUUGGAAUUCACCGUUCAAAGUUCAGAAGGUCCUCCUGAUCUCUAGGGACACGGUCCGUGCUCAAGUGGACCAGAACAAGGCGGAGCCCCAGGAGGCCUGCUACUCCAAGAAGAAACUGGAGUCAAAGACCUUGGGGAAGCCUAAGGAGUCAAAGCCCAAGGAGGGGUUGCCAGAGAGGAAGGCCAGGCAGUCGUGUACGGCAGUGCCAGAGAGAGAAAAACAGGUGAAGCCUGAAGGCCUGAUGACUUUGAGGGGUCAUGGCCAGACCACUUGCCCUGGAGCCUGGGGGAGGCACCUACUCACUGGGGACCCUGGAGUUGUCUUCCCGAAGACCCACCAUGGGCACAAGGAGCAGCUGGAAGGAGCCGACCAGAGGAACUGGUUUGAGGGGCUGCCCACGCGAGUCCACCUCCCAGGACCCCGGGUGAUGUGCAGAUCAUCCACCCUGCGCUUCGUCAAGCGCUGCUGCACCCGCUUCUGCUCUGCGUCACUUGAGCUGCCUAUGUGCCAUCCAUACAGGGUGUGA
Molecule: messenger RNA, 729 nt
Organism: Molossus molossus (Pallas's mastiff bat)
Lineage: Eukaryota; Metazoa; Chordata; Mammalia; Chiroptera; Molossidae
Gene: TP53TG5
Product: TP53 target 5
Exons: 4
Coding region: 1-729 (242 amino acids)
Source: RefSeq, a predicted model, not a curated record